UCCAGCUGCAGGUCAAGCUGAAUGUUUGAAAACACUGAAAUUGUAGGGAGUUGAGAGUUUUUGAGCAUUCGUCAGCAGUUUUGAUCUUUUUGUGGAAUCCUCUAAUUCCUAAGCACUGGGGCUGGUGUGGCUUAUUUACUGUGGAUCGGAAUCGAUGGCCACUUAUUGCUCUGUUUCACCUCUGCCCUCCCCGAUCAUCUUUCUGCUGUUGUCUGACUUCCUCCUGCCUCUAAUAAUGGAUUUAUUUGAACUAUGUUUGGUAUUUUGUUGUUGUUUCCAUUGAUUGUACCAUUGCUGCUGAUUUCCCAGCUUCACCUUCCCAUGGUCAGGAAUUAUUUAUCCAGCUCAGGAGAACACUUCUGCUUCUGAGCUAAUAUUGAUCCUCAAAUACUGCCCCAGUUUUAUUCCCUGUAAUUCAUCUGCACAACCUGAAAGGUAAACUCUGUUUCUGUCUCCACAGAUGCUGCCUGACCUGCUGAGUAUUCCCAGUAUUUACUACUUUUGUCAGAUUUACAGCAUCCACAGGAUGUUUCUAGUAGGAUAUGAAAUUGUCGAGUGAGGGACAUCCUCGGAAAGCAGAUUGCAGUUUCACAGGGUGUUUGAAGGGGACGAUUUGCAGUGAGGAAACUUAAACCAAACAUCGCUUCGAGAUCUGACUGAGUCAUCCAAUUCAUUGUAGCCUGAAUAACAUUGGAUUUUGAACAUGGAAAGAAAAAGCGCCAUUCACAGAGGGGAGAAACUGUACACAUGUUGUACAUGCGGACAAGGUUUCAGCAGAUCAUUGGCCCUGGCAGAACAUGAAUACAGUCACAGCGGGGAGAGGCCGUUCAUCUGUUCCCAGUGUGGGAAAGGAUUCGCUCGAUCAUCCACUCUGCUGAGGCACCAGCAAAUUCACACAGAGGAGAGACCUUUUAAAUGCUUAGACUGUAGCAAGUGCUUUAAAAGCUCUAGGGAUCUGGUGUCCCAUCAACGUGUUCACACUGAUGAGAGACCCUUCAGUUGCUCUCAAUGUAGGGCUGGAUUCAGGUGGUCAUCCCAACUUGCUACACACCAGCGAGUUCACACUGGGGAGACCCCGUUCACCUGCAUGGAGUGUGGGAAGGGGUUCUCUCGGUCAUCUCACCUUAUGACACAUCAGCGGCUUCACACUGGGGAGAGGCCCUUCACCUGCUCUGUCUGUGGGAAGGGAUUCACUGAUUCAUCGAACCUCACGUCACACCAGCGAGUUCACACCAACAACAGGCCGUUCAGCUGCUUUUUGUGUGGGAAGAGAUUCACUCAGUCAUGCAAUCUGCUGACACACCAGCAUGUUCACAUUAAUGAGAGACCUUUCAGAUGUUUAGAUUGUGGGAAGUGCUAUAAAAGCUCCAAGGAACUGAUGUCCCAUCAACAUAUUCAUAGUGAGGAAAGACCUUUUAAAUGCCCAGACUGUGGGAAACAUUACAGAAGUUCUGGGGACCUGAUGUCCCAUCAGCGUGUUCACACUGAUGAGAGACCUUUCAGGUGCUCUCGUUGCGAUACUGGGUUUAGGCGAUCAUCUGACCUCAUUGAUCACCAGCGGAUUCACACUGGGGAGAGACCGUUCACCUGCACUGAGUGUGGGAAGGGAUUCACUCAGAAAUCCAACCUACUGAAACACCAGCAAGUUCACACAGAGGAGAGACCUUUUCAAUGCCCAGACUGUGGGAAGUGCUAUAAAAGCUCCGGGAGCUUGAUGUCCCAUCAACGUGUUCACACUGACGAGAGACCAUUCAGGUGCUCUCACUGUGGGACUGGGUUCAAGUGGUCAUCCCAACUCACUGUACACCAGCGAGUUCACACUGGAGAGAGGCCGUUUGCCUGCUCUGACUGUGGAAAGAGAUUUGCUGUGAAAUCCAAUCUGCUGAGUCAUCAACGGGUCCAUGAAUAACGACUGUGCUUGGAUUUCACUGUGUACUUACCUCUCGGCCAAAAAUCUGGUUUUACUUGCCAUGGAGCUACCUCAAUAUUUAUCCAAUCAGUUUGAUUCAGAAUUCUUUUUUAAAUUGAUGUUUGAACCAUGUCCAUUUGAGUCUGUGUCUACUGAAAUUAAUCAACUCCAGCUCGGUAAACACAGUCUGUCAAAACUUUUGAAGGUCCUGGCCCUUUCCUUUCAAACUGUUCUCCUUUUCUGUUGCCCCCAUCUUGUGGGGAGUUUGUGGAGCUUCUUUGUCAUUCACUUUGAGAUGAUCUGACCAGCUGCCUCUUCCACGUACUUCCUUUCCCUGAAACUGUCCUCCUCCUCUGAACCCUGAGCUCUCAACUGUGUCCAGUUCCUCUACAACCUCCAAUGCUUCUAUGAGACCAACUUCCUAGUCCCUCCACCCUUCUCAUUCAGUUGUUGAGCAAAACUCUCCCUACAUCCCCAAAUAAGUUGAUAUUGUGCAGUCUUGCUUGAUCAUGGAACUCAGUUUAAAUCCACCAUCAUCACCAUCCCGUGAAAAACCAAAUCUUGACCGCACUAUCCUUGAAAGCAACCACCCCAUCUCUGCACCACCCUUUCCUUUCAGAAGGCUUAGAACUUGGUGUCCCCCAAGGCUGGCCCGGAUGGGAUGCAUUCUAGAUUGUUGAGAGAGAUAAGGGGGCAAAUAAUGGAGCCCUUGACAGAAAUUCCACAGGCGCCCUCUGAGCACAGGAUUAGUCCCGGGGGACAGGAGGAUUGCAAAUGUGUUGCUGUGUCUUAAGAAAAGGAAACUACAGACCUGUCAGCUUGACUUCAAUAGUCCACAAACUGAUGGAGCCUGAAUUAAGGGAUAAAUAUACACUUGGAGAAAAAUAAGUUAAUACAAGAGUCAACAUAGCUUUGUCAAGGGCAGGUCAUAUCUGAUUGAUUUAGUUGAGUUCUUUGACAGGUUGUAGAUGAUGAAUAUUUGGACUUUCAGAAAGCAUUUGACACGGUGCCACUUGACAGGUUGCUUAGCGAAUUAGAAAUGUUUGGGAUUGAUGAGUUUUUUGGCAACGUGGAUUAGAGGUUGGCUAAAUGAUUGGAAACAGAUCUUAAGUAUAGGAAAGAAUUUCUCAGUCUAGAGAUGAAUUGAAAGUGGUGUACCACAUGGAUCAGUUUGGGAGCCUUGCUUUUUCUGAUCUCUAAAUGACUUGGAGAUGAGUGUCGAGGGCAAAAUCUCUAACCUUGCAGGGAGGAAAAACAAUGAACUGUGAGGAUGAUACUGAGCGACUUCAGCAGGACCCUGACAAAUUAGUCAAAUGGGUAGAUACUUAGCAGAUGAAUUUCAAUGCAGGGUUAAAAAUCACACCACACCAGGUUAUAGUCCAACAGGUUUAUUUGGAAGCAC
Chiloscyllium plagiosum (whitespotted bambooshark) is the source of this 3311-nucleotide messenger RNA. NCBI's taxonomy places the organism in Eukaryota, Metazoa, Chordata, Chondrichthyes, Orectolobiformes, Hemiscylliidae. The record is from RefSeq and is a predicted model, not a curated record.